CUUUGCGCUCAGAAGCCUUGGCCGGGGCGGCUACAUUGUGUCUAUUGUAGUGGAUUCUCCUCCCUCCGUCUUUGGUAAUCGUUUUGUUCAUUUCCACGGGAGGUUUAAAUCGCGGAUGAGAGAGCAUGGCUGAUGAACAGGAAAUCAUGUGCAAACUUGAAAGCAUCAAAGAGAUCAGAAACAAGACUCUGCAGAUGGAAAAGAUCAAGGCCCGUUUGAAGGCUGAAUUCGAGGCGCUGGAAUCUGAGGAAAGGCACCUCAAGGAAUACAAACAGGAGAUGGACCUCCUGCUUCAGGAAAAGAUGGCACACGUGGAAGAACUGAGGCUCAUCCACGCCGACAUCAACGUUAUGGAGAACACAAUCAAGCAAUCGGAGAAUGACCUCAAUAAGCUCUUGGAGUCCACCCGUCGUCUGCAUGAGGAGUACAAGCCUCUUAAGGAGCAUGUGGAUGCCUUGAGGAUGACGCUGGGCUUGCAGAGACUGCCUGAUUUGUGUGAGGAGGAGGAGAAGCUCUCCCUUGACUACUUUGAAAAGCAGAAAGCCGAAUGGCAGACGGAACCACAGGAACCUCCUAUCCCAGAAUCCUUGGCUGCGGCUGCAGCUGCUGCCCAACAGCUACAGGUAGCCAGGAAACAGGACACCAGACAGACAGCAACAUUCAGACAGCAGCCCCCGCCUAUGAAGGCUUGCUUAUCAUGCCACCAGCAGAUCCAUCGGAACGCGCCCAUUUGCCCUCUCUGCAAAGCCAAAAGCCGCUCUCGGAAUCCGAAGAAGCCCAAGAGGAAGCAAGAUGAAUGAAAGCUCAUUGAGGAAACUUGUGACCCAGCCAGACCCCACCUUUGCCCUUUUUUCCAGUAGAACCGUAAAUGUGACCAGCAUUUGUCCGAGUGAAAAAUUACGAGCGUGACUUAAGCUUUUGUUUCUGUUUAUCAUGAUGUAAGCACAAUUGUUUUGUUCUGGGCCUUGUUUUCAUCUUAGUCUUUUGACCUUUUGCUUUAUAGGAAGUUAUUAAGAGCUGAUGGUGCUACAUUUUGUAACAUAUCUGUUACCCCACCAUUUGGACUCCUGCGUACAAGUAGAACCUAUACCAGUUGUAAGGCGAAGGACACUUCGUACAGAGAAAGCGAAGGCGGGCCUUUUAUCCGAUUAAUGAUAAUGUGUUUCACCUUUUAUAAAGCAUACUAACGAUUUUUCUACUCAAUUUGCCAGAACUUCAUGGUUUUCCAUUCCACGUUUGGUUUUUCACCCCUACAGUGUUUUUGCAUCAUGGCUUUAUGCUAGUUUCCAGUGCUCAAGAAUCUUUAACAGGGCAAACCUAUAUAUGACUGGUUUUAUGGAAGGUGUUAACAUUUACUCACCCUUUCUUCUCCAAGCUAUAACCAGCAGUGUGUUUUCUUCUGUUUUUUAAAAAAAAGAAAAAGAAAAGGAUAUCUGCGUUAAGGGAAUCCAAAUUCUCUGCCUGGGCACAUUGAUCAAUUCUCUUACCCGUUUAUGCAAACAAGCAUUCCCCCUCCCUCAUUAUUUUGUCAUUUUUACUGUUUUGCAUAAUGUAUCCCUGUUUUGCUAGUCAGAUGGAGGGCAAAGGAGUCUGUACAGGGGGGUUGCCCCAUGGUUUAGGAAAUCUUAUUCAACCACUGUUUUGGCAUCAGAGACUUGAGAAAAUAUUGCCCAUACAAGUUAAACAUUUUAUGUCUGCAACCUUAAAGGGAGGGUUAGCACUUGCUUUUAAAGAAAAAGCAAGCAAGCUGGAACUUGGCAUUCUGCAAGGUUGCUAUGCUCCUGCACAUAGGAAGGUGCCUUUUACCUGGUGGCUAUGUUCUCCUUCCUCUGUUGGAGGCAGUAUGCCUCAGAGUAUCAGUUGCUGGGAAUCGCAGGUGGGGAGAACACUGUUUGCACUUCCCCUGGGCAUCUGGUUGACCACUGUGAGAACAGGACACUGAACCAGAACAGGCCUUUAGCCCGAUGUAGCAGGGAUCUUCUCAGAUUCCAGUCAGACUGUUCUUCUAACCCAGAAUUGUCAACUCUGACUGGUAGCAGGUCUCCAGGGGCUCUUUCCUAUCACCUGUUCCCUGAUCCCUUUCAGUCAGGGGUGAGGAAUCUCCUGUCUGGGGGCCAAAGUGUGGCACUCCAGACCUCCCUGUCCAGGCCUUUGGGCUCUUUCCCAGGCUGCACCCCUCACAAGCCCUGGUCUGUGCACUCCUGGAAUGUGCCCUUGAAUUGUGAUAAUGCCUCUUUCUUGCCUGGGUGGAGAGAUAUAGGGGGUGGGCAGAAACCGCUGGCUUUUGUGUGGCAUCAAUGCAGUCUAUUGUACAAAGGUAAGAGACUUAUCCCUUACUCUGCCCAUUACGUUUCUAGCCCUGCCCACUACUGGCAUGCGGUCCCCAGAGGGUUGUCCGCAAGGGAAUGCAGCCCUUGGGCUCAGAAAUGUUCCCUACCUCUGUUUUAACUGUAGAUCCCCGGGAUCAGACCUAGAACCUUCUGCACAAAUAUCACAUUCACACCAUGCAUUUAUUCCAACUUAAACAGGCAUGGCUUCCCCCCCAAGAAUCCUGGGAAGUGUAGUUUGUGAAGAGUGAUGAAAGUGGUUAGGAGACCCCUAUUCUCUUCAUAGAGCUACAGUUCUGAGUGGUUUAACAGUCAGUCCUCUUCCCAGGUAACACUGGGACUUGUGGCUCUAUGAGGGUCUCCUAACAACUCUCAGCCCCCUUUACCAACUACACGUCCCAGGAAUCUUUGGAGGAAGCCAUGACCGUUUUAAGUGGAAUAUGGUGUGAACUGUAGCCAAAGCCUACACUCUACCACUGUGCUAGAUCCACGGACCACACACACAGGCUACAGCCUGAGCGAUGCAAAAUUAAGAAAAGAAAAACAUUAUUUUUUCCUAAUGACAAUCAUCUUUCCGCUCAGUUGUGUUGGCUGUGACUUAUCCUCUCCUGAACUCCCAAGAACAGGCUCUGGUGACCAGACAAGACCGAAUCAGCCUGGAGCGAAGUUUAUUCAGAGUGGUGCUGCCACGAUAGCCAGAUCAGUUCUGUAGCAGGAAUGAGUGUAGGAGUUAUUUUAACACGGUGAAGGGAGUAACAUUUGCCAUUGUUGGUGUUAAUCUCAGUCAACUAGAAAGCAAACUAUAAAACCAGGCUAUGCAGAUAGGUUUUAUCGUUCAGGCUUACUCUGCAAUUGAUUUACAGUACAUACAAGGUUACUCAACAUAAACGAAGGCUUAUAAAUGCCUGUUUGCUUUACAUAUGUGCAGUAUUUUUUAAUGCGUGAAUCAGGUCCUUCAGAUGCUAGUCCUUAGAUGUAAUGCAGGGGGUGGCUAAAAUGUGGCCUUCUAGAAUCGAUAUUGCUGGACUACAUCUCCCAUCAUCCUUGAGCAUUGGCCAUGCUAAAUGGGACUGAUGGGAAUUCGAGUCCAACAACAUUUGGAGGGCUACAGAUUCCCCACAAUUAGCCAUCUCAGCACUGAAAGAGUUGGAUUUAGGAACAGACAGCAAGUGAGAAUGCACUUAAAAAAAACAACUUACAUUUGAAACACUGGAAGCAGGUUCAUUUCUGUUACAGAGAUGUCAAGAAUACCUACUAGAGACAGUGUAUAUUUUUUUAACCAUGUUUACCUACCCCAUUUCACAUGCUGCUAGUGCUGUUGAUGACUUAACUGUUUUGUAGGAUAGGUUUCUAUCCAUUACAGCCCAUUUGACACAAGUGUUGGAUUUGAAUCAAUGAAACUGUCGCAGCCUAACUUACUGCAUGGGUUAGUUGAGAAGAUAAAAUUGAAUAAUCACAGAUGCCUAUCUGAACUCCAUGAAGGAAGACUGGUAUAUGCUUAGGAACGUAGGAAACUGCUUGACACUGAGUCAGACCAGUGUAUUGCCGACACUGACUGGCAGCAGCUCUCCAGGAUUUCAGACUGGAGUCUUUCCCAGCCCUAGCUUGAGAAGCCGGGAAUUGAACCUGGGACCUUCUGUAUUCAAGGCAGAUGCUCUACCACUGAGCUGCAGCUGUGAUACAAAACAUGACUGAUAAAUGUUCUCCUGUAGAUCUCUGAAUAGAGUCAGCGCCAGUUUGUUCUGGUUACAGAUGGAAGGAUGGUCUAGUAAGACCAGAAAGAACUAGUAUCAUAUGUAACUGCCACUAGGAUCUUAUUUGCAGGAGACUGAUAAUGCCAUCUACUAAAAGAAUGGAGAGAUAGCAUUGUGGGAGUUUGCUUCUAUGGCUAAAUUGACUCAUAUUUGAUUUAAAGAAAAAAAUAUGACAAAAGGUCAUAUUUCUGAUUAACUGGAGCCCUUUUAUUGACUGUAGAAAGAAAAAUAGGUUGUUACAAGAUAUAAACCAUGGUUUUGCAACAUUUAAAAUAUACCUAACAAUAGCACUUUUUCAGUGUUGCAUAAUGUACUCUGUAGGUUAACCAAUUAGCUUAAAACGGUACUUUAUUUCCCUUAUGUUUACUGAAAAUAUAUUUAAAGGUUCUUAGGUUGGUAUGCAAACCCAAUUUCAGAAUUUUUAGAUUUUGGCUUUACCUAUUGUUGAUGUUGAUUUGUUUAUAAUAUAAAGUUCAGAUUAUGCUAGACUUCCAGGUCGGUUCUGAAAUCCACUGAUUUCUGAAGAGAGUCUCCCACGUUCUGACAUGCAGUCUCAAAUGUGUUAUGUAUGUAUGCAUGGAAACAAUUCAGCAUAUUGCGCUAUCUGGGGACACCAUUAUUGCAUAUUGCCACACAGUGAUACACAUAAAUGAUGCCAUCGACCUGUGUAAUGUGCCAGCACCCUCCAUACACAUGCAGCAAAGUUUAGCAUUGCCCAAGGAUGUACAAAAGCUGAACAGACCUGCCAUAAAAUUCUGGUAGGGCUUGGCUUUGAUCCGCUUUGGGUUCUGAUGAAGCAUAACCUCAAAUCCCCUGCCAAAAUUUGGUAUGUGACAGUUACAUUUUAGAAGCAUCCUUGGGAUGGUUAAUUCCCUCAUCAUUCUCAGAUCUUAUUUGAACUGAUGUGCCCUUUUAAUAAUGCAGUGUGCUUUUUUAAAAAAAAUUCUAUCCACCCAAUGCUAGCUUUUGUGUGCCUUUUACGUCUGUCUUUUUAAGAUUUUAAAUGUGCAUGUAUUAUUAUAUACCUGCUAUUUCAGUCCAGUUUAUAUCCCUGUUGAUUUCCUAUGUUCUGACCACAGUGUUGUACCACAUAACUCUAAUAUUGUUAUUUAUCACUUAUAUAAAGCACCUAAAAUUUUCUAAGUGCUGUACAGAGAUUAAAAGAUGAGUGUCCCUGGUGCCAGGCUCAUAAUCUAAUAGAACAGGAAAAGGAAUUGGAAAAGAAAGCUUUGAAGCUAAGGGCGGACAAAUUUCUCAAGUUCAGUUUCUCAUUUUUUCGAUCUUUAGUUCCAUUUUCCACAUUAGUUUGCAAUUAAACAAAACGUCCUGACAAAAGUUCAUCACCAUUUCAGUGCAUAUUUCGAAUAUACAUAUUUUUGUUUGAAGUUUUGCCUUAUAUAGCACAUGCUGGCUGGGGAUGAUGGAAGUUGUGAUUCCAAAACAUGUGGAAGGCAUCAGGCUGUCAAAGAGAGCCCUUGAGUAUUAAAAAAGCUGAGAAAAGCACCAUUUGGCCUGGGGGACCAAACUAGACAACACAGGAGACUUGUUCACUUGUUACACGGAACCCAGGUACAAGCUGUCUACACCUGUACAAGUGCUUGUGUGAAAGUGUACAUUUGUUGAUUUGUGCAGUUCAGCUACCUUGUGAACACAGGUACACACACUGUGUGCUCACUGAACAUUACCUGCAAAUAAAUGUACAAGUAUACAACUCCGCACAAAUACACAGAUUGUACAUUUGUUGACUGUAACAUGUGAACCACCCCUAGGGAGAGUUGAGGUCAGGGCUUGAUACUGGAUUAAAGCUGUAUCAUUGAGGUAGGGGUGGGGGCACGGGUUAAGGUCAACCCUUCCCCCCACCAACACACACUCCAUAUUCCUGAUAUAAAUCCUCCUCCGCUAAAGGAUGCAUUGGGAUCAGGGAUGUGCUAGAAUUCUGCCAAUUUUGGAUUUAGUACCAAAUUUUCCAUUAAUCCACUAUUGUUGCGAAUUGGACUUUUAUGUAGUGAUUUUCCAUGGCUAUUUUC
Molecule: messenger RNA, 6108 nt
Organism: Rhineura floridana
Lineage: Eukaryota; Metazoa; Chordata; Lepidosauria; Squamata; Rhineuridae
Gene: ZC4H2
Product: zinc finger C4H2-type containing
Exons: 5
Coding region: 126-800 (224 amino acids)
Biological process (GO): positive regulation of neuron differentiation
Cellular component (GO): nucleus
Source: RefSeq, a predicted model, not a curated record